CACCUGGGCCGCGCAGGCGCCCGCGCCGCUCCAGCAUCGAUCCCGGCGCUGGGCCUGACGUCACGGCGCGCCGGCCGGCCGCUGGUUGUCAUAGUAACGUCGGGCGCGGCGGUCCGUCGGCGGCCCGGCUCAGUCGGCCCGGUCUGCUCACGCCACGGAGGGUCGGGGCGCGGCGCGCGGCAUCGCGGCGCGGUCUAUGGGGCGGGCGAGCGAGGUGAGCUUCGGUGCCGUGCGCGCGUGACCCCUGCCGUGAGCUGGCGAGCUGCGUGAGACUGACCUGCGCCAUGGGCUGUGCGCUCUCCGCCGACGAGCGGGCCGCCAUGGCCCGCAGCAAGCUGAUCGAGAAAAACCUGAAGGAGGACGGCCUACAGGCGGCCAAGGAUAUCAAGCUGCUGCUGCUCGGCGCAGGAGAAUCAGGGAAAAGUACAAUCGUAAAACAAAUGAAAAUUAUCCACGAGAGCGGCUUUACGGCGGAGGAUUUUAAGCAAUAUCGACCGGUGGUAUACAGUAACACGAUCCAGUCUCUGGUGGCCAUCCUGCGGGCGAUGCCCAACCUCGGCAUUCAGUUCGCCAACAACGAGCGAGAGCCGGAUGCCAAGAUGGUGAUGGACGUCAUCUCCCGAAUGGAGGACACAGAGCCGUUCAGCGACGAACUGCUGGCGGCCAUGCGUCGUCUCUGGAUGGACACAGGAGUGCAGGAGUGCUUCGGCCGCUCCAAUGAGUACCAGCUCAACGACUCAGCCAAAUACUUCCUCGAUGACCUGGAGAGGCUGGGCGCCAAGGAUUACCAGCCGACUGAACAGGACAUUCUGCGAACCCGAGUGAAAACCACCGGAAUCGUCGAGGUGCACUUCUCCUUCAAGAACCUCAACUUCAAACUGUUUGAUGUGGGCGGCCAGCGGUCGGAGCGAAAAAAGUGGAUCCACUGUUUCGAGGAUGUGACCGCCAUUAUUUUCUGCGUAGCCAUGUCCGAGUAUGAUCAGGUGCUGCAUGAGGAUGAAACCACGAAUCGAAUGCAGGAGAGCUUGAAGCUGUUCGACUCGAUCUGCAACAACAAAUGGUUCACCGAUACUUCCAUCAUUCUCUUCCUCAACAAGAAGGAUCUGUUCGAGGACAAGAUCAAGAAGUCUCCGCUGACCAUCUGUUUCCCCGAAUACCCAGGCGCCCAGGACUACGGCGAGGCGGCCGCUUACAUCCAGGCCCAGUUCGAGGCCAAGAACAAGUCGACCAACAAGGAGAUCUACUGUCACAUGACGUGUGCCACCGACACGACCAACAUCCAGUUCGUGUUCGACGCAGUCACCGACGUCAUCAUAGCCAACAACCUGCGAGGCUGUGGUCUCUACUAGGCGGCCGGCGCGCGGCCACGCCCGCCUCAGGGCCUCCAGAUGCCCGCCGCCAGCCCCCGGCGGCCGGGCCGGCGAACCACAGCCGGCCGGCCGCCAGAGGCGCCGCGAUCGUGCGGGUAAAGCGUCCCGAACUCAGGACUUCCCCUGGAUGAGAAGCCCGCUCGGGAUGGUCUAGUCAUCAACCGUGCUGAGAUAUGGAUCUAUUUAUUUCUUUGUGAGAGGCGCGAGUGCACAUUGGCUGGCUCAAGUGUGGCGAUAUAGGGUCGCAGUGCGCGCAGUGCGGCGCGACAACUAUUGAAACUUUUAUCUUAACUGCUUAACGAUAGGUGCCAGCACUGUAGCGUCCGCGGUGGCCGCGCGGCCCUGGUUCGCGAUCUCCUAACCCGGCCAGGGCCACCUUGUUUUGUCGACCUACGACGUGACGUGGUUUUGUAACAUAGUGCGCGCGAGCUGGCGCGGCCACUGUCCGUCUGUCCGCGGGCGCGGCCGGCGCGCGCGCGCGCGCGCUGGGUGUUAGCGCGCCGCGCCGCGGCCGGUGAGUGGCCUCGUCACGUGGCCGGCCGGGCGGGGCUGACCGCAGGGCGAUCAGUGCGUCCCCGGCGGCCGCUCGGCGCGACCGAUGUCCACGCGCCGGGCGGGCGCCGCGGGCGCCGGCGCGGGUCGCCCUUCUGUGACGAUGUGUUGGGACCACUACGACCGGCAAUGCGGCGAGAUCGGUCCGCCGACCGGACCUGUCUGUCUGUCUGUCUGUCCGCCUGUCUGUCCGCCGUGCGGGGGCGGGUCUCUACCGGCCUACCCUCCGUGCCGGGCUGUCCGCUGUCGCGCCUCUGUUCCGCGUCGCUGGCUACCGAUCCUCCUCUCAGCUUCUUUCCAGAUCGCUCUCUUCUCUUUUACACUGCCGACUGAGGGGGGCCGGUGCCGAUUUACGUGUAGUGGGGGUGGUGUGACUUGUCUUGUUUGUCAGUUGUCAAUUGGACCGACGUACCGAAUCGGUCCAAGAUUCCGAACACGCCAGUUAGGAACGCUUGGUGAGCGAGUGAGCGAGAGCGAGCGAGUGAGCGUGCUAUGUUGGUGGGGCGACUAGAUGCCCGCAGGAUAUGUUGCCAGUGCUGCGCCGCACUGGAGGGGGUGAAGUAGUUUGUUACAUGGCGAGCAGAGCGCGAUUAGCUACCAGUUAUUCUCGGCGAGAGGACGCCCGCGCAGCCGCUCGCGCACACCGCGGGGCGAGUCGGCCGUCUGUUUCUGUCGGCGCGACCGCGCACAAAUCGCCGCUGUCGCGCACCUUCCGCCGCACAAACGCCGCACAGCGCGCCGCGCCUGCGUCACAAACGCCGCCGCCGCUGCGGUGGCGCGGCCAAUUCGGCGCACACGGCACGCACACAUCGCGUUCGUCUGAAGCGAGGCAAAAGUGUCGCUCUACCGCAAUCGCGUCGCCUGGAAGGCUUUGUGUUCCGAGGCGGUCCGCCCCCUGUCCGCGUCUUUUUUCGUUUUCGUAUUUUUGCGUAUGAGUCAUUAAUAAACGCCGUUUGAUUGUUAAA
Amphibalanus amphitrite is the source of this 2887-nucleotide messenger RNA. It is a transcript of the gene Galphao, whose product is annotated as guanine nucleotide-binding protein G(o) subunit alpha. Gene Ontology annotation, cellular component: heterotrimeric G-protein complex. The coding region runs from base 285 to 1349 and encodes 354 amino acids. Gene Ontology annotation, molecular function: G-protein beta/gamma-subunit complex binding; GTPase activity; G protein-coupled receptor binding. The transcript has 8 exons. The record is from RefSeq and is a predicted model, not a curated record. NCBI's taxonomy places the organism in Eukaryota, Metazoa, Arthropoda, Thecostraca, Balanomorpha, Balanidae. Gene Ontology annotation, biological process: adenylate cyclase-modulating G protein-coupled receptor signaling pathway.